This is a messenger RNA of Populus euphratica (Euphrates poplar), 1573 nucleotides long. Its product is annotated as zinc finger protein ZAT4-like. NCBI's taxonomy places the organism in Eukaryota, Viridiplantae, Streptophyta, Magnoliopsida, Malpighiales, Salicaceae. Bases 125 to 1243 code for a protein of 372 amino acids. The record is from RefSeq and is a predicted model, not a curated record. The transcript has a single exon. Gene Ontology annotation, biological process: regulation of DNA-templated transcription.
CUUUUAGUUUCCACUCUUUCCCCUAUAGAAAAACAAAACUCCUCAAGUCACAAACUUUUUCACAAAGAAGGAAAAUCUCUCUGUUUUUUUUUAUCUCUGUUUCUUUUGCUCUGUUUUCAAGUUGAUGGAGAAGCACAAGUGCAAAUUGUGCUUCAAAAGUUUCUCUAAUGGCAGAGCUUUAGGUGGUCAUAUGAGGUCUCACAUGUUGAAUCUUCCAAUUCCUCCAAAACUAGAAGAUCAAUUCCCAGAUAUUGAAGUUAGUGAAGAUAGUGAAUCAACUUCAUCUUCAGAGGAAGAAGCGGAAGAAGGAGAAGAAGAAGAAGAGAAGGCUGUUUUUUAUGGGCUAAGAGAGAACCCAAAAAGAUGUACUCGCUUGGCAGAUCCCGAGUUCUCUUUUGCAGCUGUUGAUGCUGGUUCUGUUGUUCUUCAAGAUAGAGAAAGUGAGACCGAGUCAUCAAAGAAUCCUACAAGAAGACGAUCCAAGAGGACUAAGAGCUUGUUAGAGCAUCAUCAUCAAUAUCAUCAACAAAGACCCAGGCAAGAGCAAGAGAACAACAUCAUAAUAAAGAAGCUUGAAUUCAAGAAAAUGGGCAGUAUUAAGGCAGCAGCCGAGUCAUCGUGGGGUCAUGAACCCGAACCGGUGAGUUCAAUUUCUGGCACUACAACAGAAGAAGAUGUUGCUUUCUGUCUUGUGAUGCUUUCAAGAGACAAAUGGAAGAGAAAAGAACAGGAGAAUCAAGAAGAAGAACAGGAAUUUGAAGAGGAAUUAGCAGAAGCUGAAACAGACGAUUCUGAUGAGUUCAAAUCUUGCAAGACAAAAACUAGAGGAAAGUACAAAUGUGAAACAUGCAACAAGGUGUUUAAAUCCUAUCAAGCUUUAGGUGGUCAUAGAGCAAGUCACAAGAAACUCAAGGUUUAUACACCAAGUAAGGCACCAAAAUUGGAGCCAACAGAAAAUGCAGGUGCCUCUACUUCUUUGCCAGAGAAGAAAACCCAUGAAUGUCCGUAUUGUUUUAGAGUAUUUUCAUCCGGGCAAGCUCUUGGUGGCCACAAAAGAUCUCAUUUAAUCGGUGUAGCAGCUUCUUCAAGUACUCCUGCGAGAAGUGCCACAAAGAUCGGAGACAAUAAUUGGGGUUUCAUAGAUCUUAAUCUUCCGGCUCCCCUUGAUGAUGAUGAUAUUAGCCAAGUUGAUCAGCUCUCUGCUGUGUCUGAUGCAGAAUUUAUUAACUACGUCAAACGGUGAAUAUCUUGCUUAAUCUUAGUAUGGUCUACACAAGAAACGGGUUUGAUCCAAAGAAGGAAGAAGUUUUUUACUACUUUCACUUUUUUGCAGGAUCUAAAACUAUGCAAAUUUGCUUGGGUCAAUUGAGUUACAUGGUUCUUGUUAAUCUCAAGACUAUUUCUUACAGUGAUUCAUUUUAUUUUAUUUUGUACUGUCUUCCUGUUCUGUUUCUGUAACGAACUGAUGAUGAGUUAAAUCAGCAUCCACGAAUGGAGGAAACUGAAUAGUUUUUACAUAAACUAAGCUGUUCUUUUUCUUAUAAUUUAGUGUUACAAAUUCUGGGUUUUGUUA